AUGCGCCCUGAAACCCCAAAUCUCGACUUCUUGCGCGAUUUUUUGAGAAACUUUGACACGGAUUUUGCAGUUAUCCACCCUUUGGACCCCGACGACGUGAAGAAAAAGAAGCUAGAGGCUGCGUGCAAGAAAUCCCACUAUGAGACAUCGACUGUGGCUGACUACCUGCCGUUUGCAAAGUUCUACCAAGAUUACCCCGCCUUACACUCACAUCUGCCUGAGUUCGUGAAGAAAGUCCCACUCAUACUAGAGUGCCAGGUCAAGUGUUCGUGCACCGACACCACCUGCAAGAAAAGCCAUGGUCGUGUAUGGAAGAGCAACAUCGAAGAGCUAGAGACAUGUGGCCUGCUGUCCUCGGUGAGCGAACUUCGUAUAGUCCUGUAUAAUGACUGCCCGAAAGAUCUCCAUCUUGACAAGGCUAUCCAGGAGCUCGGUAUUCCCAGGGGUGCGAUUGCCAGCACAAAGCUUAUUAGGUUCCUAGGCCGUGGCCUAUUUUAUGCUGGCAAGAGGCAGGAGUCCCAGGAUGCAGAAAUGGAGGCAAUCCGCACUGCCCAGCUUAUCCUCGAGCACUGCCCUCAUGCCAGGGAACUAUGGUACCAUCCAGAUCGAUAUCUUGUGCUAGACCUGAAGCUUGUCCCGGAGUUUGUGCACUUACCGCCUAUCCCUACAGACAGCAUGAGCCAUCUUGAACUAAGCAGAAUCUCGAACGGCAUCAACUGGGGCCUGUUCAAGACUGGACCAGACAGAAGGGUGCAUUUCCCAAACCUCCAGACGCUUGUGAUGCGGUUUAAAGAGCCUGAGAAAGGUCUCCUGCAGUCCUCGCUGGACGUAUCCAGAGUUGUGAUACCGUCAACGGUUGGUGUCACUGUGACUGGGAUAGCCCAUAGCAGAAACGCCAUCUGGGAAUACUUCAAGAAGGGCUGCCGCCAGCUGUCACUCGUAGAGAGCACAUUGGAAUUUAGAGAUAUCGAUGUCUACAAUCUCCAGUGCUCCAAACACUUCCAGCUCAAGUUGAUCCCGGAAGAGGGCGACUCCAGCAAGCCUCUCCCAUUUGUAGGGCUGAGAAACUUCUUUGGCCACAGGAACACUGUCAUCCGCAGGAUGUCAGUGACUGGCAUUGAGUUUAUGCUGCCUCUGACUGUGAAGUUUCACAACAUGGAGAACCUUCAUCUGUCUCUGGGAAUCGCAGACAGCAACAUCAUUCUCAACCUGGCUCACAGCCUGACAAGGCUGAAGAUUUUGCGCAUCCGUUGCUUCUCUAUGUACUGCAACGAUCUGAAUCAUCACGGACGCGGGGUUUACUUUGCCAACGAGGACCACGAGCUAUGUAUCAUUGCUGCACAUGCAAGGGAUAUCCCGAUGAUAGCCAGCAAGAAUCUGCAGUGCCUGCACCUGUACUCGCACAUGGCGAUUGACCCAAACAGGUUCAUCAAACUGAUGGCUCGGUUCCCAAACUUGGCCGAGAUACAAGUUAAUGCGCACAAGACCUUGCACCCUACCAGCAGCUCGGGGUUUGCUGAGCAUGGCUAG
This is a messenger RNA of Linderina pennispora, 1530 nucleotides long. RefSeq lists its product as uncharacterized. The record is from RefSeq and is a predicted model, not a curated record. Lineage: Eukaryota; Fungi; Kickxellomycota; Kickxellomycetes; Kickxellales; Kickxellaceae. The transcript is spliced from 3 exons. The coding region runs from base 1 to 1530 and encodes 509 amino acids.